Messenger RNA from Megalops cyprinoides (Indo-Pacific tarpon), 2316 nucleotides. RefSeq names its product eukaryotic translation initiation factor 5 (gene eif5). Gene Ontology annotation, molecular function: GDP-dissociation inhibitor activity; eukaryotic initiation factor eIF2 binding; translation initiation factor activity. The record is from RefSeq and is a predicted model, not a curated record. Gene Ontology annotation, biological process: formation of translation preinitiation complex; translational initiation; formation of cytoplasmic translation initiation complex. The coding region runs from base 734 to 2026 and encodes 430 amino acids. Lineage: Eukaryota; Metazoa; Chordata; Actinopteri; Elopiformes; Megalopidae. Gene Ontology annotation, cellular component: cytosol. The transcript is spliced from 12 exons.
CAACAUCUCCCCCACUUUUAUGCCCCAAAAACCGAUCCAUGAUCAGUUUACUCAGUCUUAAUCCUAACCUUUGAUUCUUUACGUAAAGGUUUUAGCUGAUCCAAGAUCGGUGUGUGGGCAUGGUCGUUGGACAUCCCGGAUCCAUUCAUACGAAAUGAUUGUCACCAGAAUGAACAAGUGAAUGCUGUCACAGCUGUAAGGGAAGUGGAUAGUGUCCAAUAGUUUGCAGCGGAGAGGCGGGGACAGUGGGAGAGAUUGGCAAUCACGUUGCUAGCCAAGGGUUCAUUCUGGCACUGCAUCGAGCAAGAACGUUCUAGAGAUACCCUAUUUUGAGGGCGUCUCGAAUUUCCCAGAAGGAUUUCAUUACCCCUCGCCGCAAAGGCCUGACUCUGCACUCUCGGCACCCGCUGCUGUUGCCGUCCUGCUUCCCUUUCCAGUACGACCCAACCAGCAACUAAAACACAAACACUUCACUGCGUCUCAGGGCGACCAGCGGUGUGUUUAUGUCUUUAUUUUGCGAAAACGAGCUGUUGCGCAGCUGUUGGAACCUGUGUGGGGGAAACAUAGCCUACAAGCGAGGAGCUUGCAGCCUCAGUGGCGAAGUCUUUUUCAUGUCAGAGACCGAGUACGAUUACAGUCGUUUAUGUCAUCCACUCUUCUCCAGACAGAAGAUACCAAAAAAUUGCAAUCCAAGAUCUUUUUAUCUUACUGAUAAAGCCAAUAGUGAGCCAAAAUGUCUGUCAACGUCAACCGCAGCGUAUCAGACCAGUUCUAUCGCUACAAGAUGCCCCGUCUGAUUGCCAAGGUGGAAGGCAAAGGAAAUGGAAUUAAGACGGUUAUCGUCAACAUGGUUGACGUUGCAAAGGCAUUGAAUAGGCCUCCAACGUAUCCCACCAAGUUUUUUGGUUGUGAGCUGGGUGCCCAGACCCAGUUUGAUGCCAAGAAUGACCGCUACAUUGUCAAUGGAUCUCACGAGGCGAAUAAGCUGCAGGACAUGCUGGAUGGAUUCAUCAGAAAAUUUGUGUUGUGUCCUGAGUGUGAUAACCCUGAAACUGAUCUGCAUGUCAAUCCCAAGAAACAAACCAUAGGCAACUCCUGUAAAGCCUGUGGCUACAGAGGCAUGCUCGACACCAGACACAAGCUGUGCACAUUCAUCCUUAAAAACCCACCAGAGAACGAUAGUGGAUCUGUCAAGAAGGAGAAGGAGAAGAAGAACCGCAAGAAAGAUAAGGAGAAUGGUUCUAGCAGUGGAGAAGCUGGAAACCACAAUGACAUCGACGCGCCCGAAGCCGUGGACGGUGAUGAUGACGACGAAGACUGGGCUGAGGAGACUACUGAGGAGGCUCAGAGGCGCAGGAUGGAGGAAAUCAGUGACCACGCAAAGAACCUGACCCUUACUGAAGACCUGGAGAAGACCCUGGAAGAGAGGGUCAACAUGUUCUACAACUUCGUUAAGCAAAAAAAGGAGGACGGAGCGAUUGACACUGCAGACAAGGAGAUCCUGGCGGAGGCGGAGCGCCUGGAUGUGAAGGCCAUGGGCCCCCUGAUCCUGAGCGAGUUGCUGUUUGACGAGAACAUCCGCGACCAGAUCAAGAAGUACAAGCGCCACUUCCUGCGCUUUUGCCACAACAACAAGAAAGCCCAGAAGUACCUGCUUGGUGGCUUUGAGUGCCUGGUAAAGCUGCACCAGGCCCAGCUGCUUCCUCGCGUGUCCAUCGUGCUGAAGGACCUGUAUGAUGCAGACCUGCUGGAGGAGGAUGUUAUCCUGGCCUGGGCUGAGAAGGUGUCCAAGAAGUACGUUUCUAAGGAGCUUGCCAAAGAGAUUCACGCCAAGGCUGCUCCCUUCGUCAAAUGGCUGAAAGAGGCCGAGGAGGAGAGUGAGGGCAGCGAUGAAGAAGAAGAUGAAGAGGAUGAAAAUCUUGAGGUGGUGUACUCCCCUUCUGCCCGUGAGCUGAAAGUGGAGACUGUGAAACCAGAAAAGGCUGACAACAAGGAGGAAGAUGACAUUGAUAUUGAUGCCAUUUAAAAGCUGCCAUUUUGCGCUUUGCAAAGCUUAAACCUGUCGUAAAGUAGAUCUCACAGGGCUGGAGUCCAGCUAGCUUUCCUCUCCCUGCUGCUGUGGCUUGGUUAACAUAGUGCUUUGCUAACUGCAUCACAAUGUAAUGCUUGCUUUGUUGGAAUACUUGAUGUAUUCAAUUUAAAAGAUUACAGUCCUCUUUAAGUUAAUAGGGGUUAUAGUCAUAGUUAUGAAUUUUAAAUAUUGGGUUAUGGGGUACUAACUGCACAUGAAUUUUGUCUUGUUUUCUCUUGUAUAUU